Asparagus officinalis (garden asparagus) is the source of this 1955-nucleotide messenger RNA. RefSeq lists its product as uncharacterized. The record is from RefSeq and is a predicted model, not a curated record. The coding region runs from base 113 to 1726 and encodes 537 amino acids. NCBI's taxonomy places the organism in Eukaryota, Viridiplantae, Streptophyta, Magnoliopsida, Asparagales, Asparagaceae. Gene Ontology annotation, molecular function: RNA binding. The transcript is spliced from 5 exons.
CAGCCGCCAGUGAUCCCGAUUCUCCUGCCUCUUCUCUUUUGAAGCCAGUUUCCACUGGAAUCCUUCAUCAUGAGCUUCUGUAUAGCUUCAUUCUGAUUAUAAGGUUGUCCAAAUGUGGGCAGCUAGGAGAUUUCAGAGGCAAUUUUUGAAGAUUUUGCCUCUUUAUGAUAGGGGUUUUUUGAGGAAGGAGGUGCCUUUGCAGUUGGAGGGUAGGAAUCCGAUUAUUUCGGAUUAUGGUAGUGGAAUUAGAUCUUAUGAAGUGCCUUUGUUUGGCUCGGUUAGUGGGAUUCGGAUGAUGUCGACGAUCAGAGGGAGAAGUAUGCGGAGCAAAGUGGAGAAGAGAAUGCGGAGGGAAACAGGGAAAACUAUGAGGGAGGUUAGGCGCGCGAAGAAGUUGAGGAAGAAGUUGAUGACUGAAGAAGAGAGGUUGAUAUAUAACCUAAGAAGAGCUAAGAAAAAGGUGGCUUUGCUUCUUCAAAAACUUAAAAAAUAUGAAUUGCCAGAGCUUCCAGCACCUCGACAUGAUCCUGAGCUACUAACUCCUGAACAACUUCAGGCAUACAAGAAAAUCGGCUUCAGAAACAGAAACUAUGUCCCUGUUGGAGUUCGUGGAGUCUUUGGAGGGGUUGUCCAAAACAUGCAUCUUCAUUGGAAAUUCCACGAGACUGUGCAAGUUUGUUGUGAUAACUUCCCAAAAGAGAAAAUUAAGGAGAUGGCAACUAUGCUUGCUAGACUAAGUGGUGGAGUUGUGGUUAAUAUACAUAAUGUGAAAACAAUUAUUAUGUUUCGUGGAAGGAACUAUCGACAGCCAAAGAAUCUGAUACCUAUCAAUACUCUUACUAAAAGGAAGGCAUUAUUCAAAGCAAGAUUUGAGCAAGCUCUCGACUCUCAGAAGCUAAACAUCAAAAAAAUAGAACAGCAGCUCCGCCGCAAGGGAGUCAACCCAGAGGAUCCUAUCGCCAUGGCGAGCAUCCAAAGAGUAGCUUCUACAUUCUUCAGGGCCAUUGAUGAGAAACAAGGGACUCCUUAUGUCUUCAGAGGUGACAGAAAACCAACAGCUGCAGAUGAUUCAAAGGAGGGGGCUCUUGAUGGCCAAAUACAAGAUGAUCUUUCUCCUGAGGAUAGUGACCAAGAGGAGCUCGACCGCUUCAUUGCAGAGAUAGAGGAUGCAGCUGAUCAAGAAUGGGCGGCAGAGGAAGCUGCGGAGAAAGAGGAGGUUACUAAGAUUCGGUAUUGGGACAAAGAAGAUGCAGGAAUGAAUAGGGGAAGGAAUCCUCGUUGGAGGAGUGAAUACUCUGAAGAGGACCGUCAUAGUAGCCGUGGGAAUAAGCAGAGAGCAACAAAUAUAAGAAAAUGGGACAGUGGUGAUGAUAUCUCAGGAGAAUCAGAGGAGGAUUCUGGUGAUGAAUCAGAUGAAGAUGUUCACAUUCAAUUGGCAAGCACCCAAUCGAACAAGGAUGAUACUUUUAAAAGGCAAAAUCGGGAUAAAUUGAAUAAAGUGAGGGAUGAAUCUGAUAGUGAAAUAUUUGGUGGUUCAGAGGGUGAUGGGUUGUGGGAAUCCGAGGAUGAGAAAGAUCAACAGAAGGCGCCUAAGCUCGAUAACUACAAUUACCAUAGCGGUAGCGAAUUCAGCGAUGAAGAAGAAUUUGGCGCUGGAGGUAAGAGUAGAAGUAUGGUGGACAAAUCUAAGAAGAAAGAUACUGAUGAAAAUUGGGACAGCGAUUAGAUAUUUAUAAUUGCGAAUAUCGUGUAAAUGGAAUAUUUUUGAAAACGGGAGAGGCUUCUGCAGCCUACAUUCCUUUUUUUUAAGAAGGAAAUUAUUCUGUCUUUGUAACGACCAUAAAAAUUUCAGGGCUGUAAUUAUGUUCAUGGCCGCAUUGGCUUUGCUGCAGGAUAUGAUGCGUGAAAAUCUUGGAAUAGAGAGAACUGAUACUGUAGAAUGUGUCUUGUGAUCA